AUGGGCUUGGCCCCAUGGGGUUCAACAGAGGCUGGCGGGUGGCCAGCGGCGGGGAGUGCAGCAGGACCAUCGACAACAACUUCCUCGGGCGGUUCGACGUGGCCGACGCAGAGCCAGCCCCAACCACUUCCGGACCCGCUUGAACAGAUGUCAGCUCCUAAGCCAGCGGCGAUGCAGAAGAGGGGACCCCAUGUCAAUACGAAUCGGUCCCAGAAGCCUGGGGAAGAGUUGCAACCCUAUCUGGCCCGGAGGAGGCAGAUCAUGGAGCACCAGUGGGGGAGGAGGAAGACAAACGCCAACGUCUACCAAUGGUACCUCGACGGCGACGACCGACACGUCCGGGAGCGGGUGACCAAUGACAACAGGCAGUCAACGUUGGAGGGUGUCGAUUACUCAAAAAUAUUCUACGACCCCAUCAACGACGAGUGGGACGUCUACGACAAUGUGUUAGAGGACCCGUUGCCGCCAGGCGAGGAUCCAUACUCGUGCUUCGACAACGACGACUUUGGCUUCUCCGACGAGGAAGAACGACCGGCUGCACCGCAGGAGCCUGGGCAGUCAGAUCCAAUGGAGUCAACACCUGCUGCCACGAGAACACCGCCGAUUCCUGCUAUCGGUCUGCCCAUUGAGAGAGAGCCGUCGACGCCGCCAAUCGCGAUCGAACGGGUCACCUCCACUGCGCCGUGCUACCCCGCCUCCAAUCCUGAUCCCCCGACUCCUGCUCCCUGCUUGGGCCAUGCAUCUACUCCCCACGUCCCGUCGCCUGAGUUGGCUCGAAGACCAAGCGUUGCAGGGGAGGGGUCAAGAACGGAGUAUUGGAACAUGGUGGACGAGAUUCACCCUCCUGCUCCGCCGUCAUCAUCAGGGAUGUCACAAGACGGGCCGUCGACAUCGAGCUGGUCUGAGAUGAGGUUGGACGACGACGACGACGCGGCUUGGGUGGUCACAGCAGGGGGUUCGACAGACUCUGACAGGCGGGGGACCGAGGACGUCCAGAUGGAGGAGGGGGCGGGUGACGAAGCACAACAAGGGCAGCUGGCUGACAACGAGGGUGAUGAAGAGGAAGAGGACGCGGAUGACGGGGGGGCCAAAACCAAGACGCGCCGCCAGUUACUGGAGAGGCGUUACGGACUGAGGGUGCCGAAAGAUGACGGAGAAGACAACCAGGGGGAGGCGGAGGAGACUGCAAGGUGGCUGAUGCUUAUACGUGAGAUGAAUCUGGACUUCAUCCAGCACCAAACGGUCAGGGUGAAAGCCUCCUGUACAAGGUUGUUGAGGUGGCUCAAGGGCGACGAUGACCUUCCGGUGAGGGACAGCGUCUUCCACGCGGUCAACAGGCGAACAAACCUGCCCGCCGGGAUUCGACUUUGCCGCAAGGGUGCCCGAUUCUGGGUGAUCUCAACGGCGACAGAGCCAAGUAUCUGGUUAACAACCUCGGUGGAUGCCAACCAUGCCAUCAACAUCGUGGAAGACUUGGUCGGCGCUGGAAGGAUGAAUCGCUUGGGGGCGGUGCUCGCCGCGUUGGGUAUUCGACAGGCUGGGCCAGUUGACCUGCCUCAACAUCGAUACGAGCUACCAAAGGUCGAAAGGGUGCCGUUCUACUACCGCGAACCUGGUCAUGACGGCCCUUCGCUGUAUGCCAUCCACCACGGCGGCGGCGAGUGUCUCGAUGAUGUGCCAGGCGGGGGCAUAUGGGAGGAAGCUCUGUUGGAAGGAGAGAUCACUGUCAUUGUGGGGCAGUACAAUCUAAUGACGGGGCAAGGCAACCAAGAGGUGCUUUGUUCCUGCAUCAGGAAAUCCGCCAACCUCUAA
Molecule: messenger RNA, 1812 nt
Organism: Gloeophyllum trabeum ATCC 11539
Lineage: Eukaryota; Fungi; Basidiomycota; Agaricomycetes; Gloeophyllales; Gloeophyllaceae
Exons: 6
Coding region: 1-1812 (603 amino acids)
Source: RefSeq, a predicted model, not a curated record